Molecule: messenger RNA, 2571 nt
Organism: Cylindrotheca closterium
Lineage: Eukaryota; Bacillariophyta; Bacillariophyceae; Bacillariales; Bacillariaceae
Source: the annotation of a GenBank genome assembly
AUGAAGUCCGUCUCCGCACACUCUGCUUCCCAAAGUAGAAUUCGUGCAGUAACCCCGAGAACUUCUCGUGGGACGACAAUAAGCGCGGAGGAAGAGCCAAUGAAUGCUUGGAACUGGGCGCAACAAAUUGAAUCCCUCCUCGACUCUAACUACUCCGAGGGCGAAGUAUCUACUAGCCGUGAAGUUCAAAUGCCUGGACUUCAUCCCAAGAUUAUUGUGAAAGGCAUGCCGGAAGGAGACAGUCGAUUGUCCUUUCCGCUAUCGAAAUCUCAAGCACUUGCCUUGAAAAAAUCCACUGCCACGAAAAGAGAGUAUUUUGGCAAGAAGAUCCGAAACGCUUGGCCAGUGGAUGCCAACCGAGUCCAAUUUUUAGAUUCCAACCGUGAGUGGACUACCAAACUAAAACAAAUCACAAUGAAAUGUGUUGAUGACUUGGGACUUCAGGAGGACCAGAAGUGCGAUGUCAAGGCGAAUCUUCACAAGAUGCUACUAUAUGAAGCAGGUGGUGGUUACUUUUACAGUAAGCACAAUCGUGGCACCGAAACGGAAGCUGGUACAUUUGCCACCAUGGUGAUUCAGUUGCCUUCCAAAUACACAGGCGGUUGCCUACAAAUCUGUCUCAAUGGUGGCGAACUCAAAUAUGAUCGAAGUGGUGCCAAGAGUGACGAUGGAUUCUUUGUUACAGCCUUUUUUUCGGACUGCGAGUAUGAACUGUCGCCCGUGACUAGCGGAUAUCGAUUAUGCCUCGUAUACAAUUUGAUACUGCAGGACACUAGUUGGAGCAGUGAUCUCCCAUUUCCAUCGGCCCAGACUGUUGGUUCCACCAGUCAAGCGUUACAGAGAUUGGUGCAACGAAUGCCCACGAAGGACUCAUGGGAUCCGGUCCAAGGCUACUCAUUGAAAGGCAAGUACACCAAGACGAAUCUUCAUUUUUACAAUUUGAAAGGAAGGGAUCUAGAUACUGUGUCGCUAUUGAGGGACGCAGUGGACGAGAAUGGCAACAAACUCUUUGUGGCUUACUUGAUGCUCCUCGAAAAGAGUGUGGACGGCCAGCGCUAUUCAAGCUACGACAAUACCAAUUGGGAUGACGAGUCUGAUGGUGAAGAAUUCCGCACUCAUAUUUCUGCCGUUCACUGGAUUGGCCCCAACGAUACAAUGUUGGACCAUUUUAAUUUGCCGUUCAAUAUAAACAAACAUUUGGUUGUCGACUAUCCGGAUGAUGUGUUUGACGAAACCCCCGACAAUAAAAACUACGAAAACUGCGACGGGAAUGCUGAUCCUACAUUGGAGUAUUGGAAGGGCGUUGUGGUGUUUUGGCCACUUGCAAAAAAUCCCGAGGUUAUGAAACAAGCUGGAAGAUCAUUCCUGGAGUCUUCUUUGGAAGCGGCUACCAUACAAUCCGAUAUUCAAGCAUAUGCCAAGCAAUUGGUUUCCCUUUUCGAGGAAACGCGUUAUGAAUCACCUACAGGCAAAGCUAUUCGUGCUAUUGCCAGGUCCAAAGAUGACUCUCUGAUCAUUCGCGUAUUGGAUUGCAUCAAGAGGCGAAUACCAAUAAAUGAUGAUGCGGUUGGGAUUAUCGAGGUCUUGAAAGCUUCUUCGUCGGAGACUCUCAAGCAAUCCUUUUUCACUAUGCUUCGCCGUGUAAGCAAAUUUGAGCCACCGCCAAAACAACCAUCGAAACAAUCAUCGAAAAAAUCAUCGAAAGAACCAUCGAAACACUCAUUGAAACGGAAACGCUUGAACAUGCUUCUAAAAUUGCAACACCCAAACGUUGUUGCGGAAUUGAAACAUCUGUCAGCCGUCCUUCGUUUGUUGGAAAGCAGUGGACUCAACGACUUUGUGGUGCCAGCCAAAGAAGCGAUUUUUGCGAGUUUCAUUGAACACUUGGAUUCUAUUGUGCGGGCAUCGUCGAGGAAGUACAUUGGGCAGUUGACUGAGCCAUUCAUUGAUGAACCAGCUAUAUUCAAACGAAUUGUUAAUAUUGUUGUGACCAUACCAACCUUUGUUGGCCCAACUUUGAAACAUGUAAUGACAUUGGUGCCCGACGCGAGUGCUAACAAAUAUGUAGUUCAAUUGGCCAAAGUGCGAGCUCAAGAGCUCCUCAGUGAAACGCGUGAUGGGGCACCAAUUUUCACCUGGUGCCAGCCGCAGUCACCACGCUGGACCAUGAGCCAAAGUCAAGCGGUCGAUACUUUCCUGCAAGGUCCAAAUGAAAUCCAAUCCUUCACUGGCUUUAGCGAUAUCGGAUCCGCUCGCAACUGGGCAGCAGAUUUUUCUCGCUUAUCUGGUUUCGAUGCUCGCAAAUUGGGGCUUCCUCAUUUCCAUGUUAGUGCAACAGCAUCGGGAAGUGGAAGUGACUCGCAAGUUGUGGUGACAAAAACAAAAGGCUAUUGGGAUGGAGUCAAAAAAGCUUACGACGAGAAAGUGGCCGAGCUGAAGAAGCUUCAAUCAGUCUUUGGUACAUCAUUUGCUCCAAAGCGGCGAGCGGCAACUACACAAGGUGGAACCAAAAAGCAAAAGUCUUCUAGACGAGGAAGACGAGGUUCCGAAUCGGCUAGUCGCCGAAAAUGA